Molecule: messenger RNA, 231 nt
Organism: Ilex paraguariensis (yerba mate)
Lineage: Eukaryota; Viridiplantae; Streptophyta; Magnoliopsida; Aquifoliales; Aquifoliaceae
Source: the annotation of a GenBank genome assembly
AUGGGUUGUUGUCACUUGUAUUUACUAAAUACAACAGAUUUGGCUUGCAAUAACGCACCGAAUGGCUGUGGAGGAGCAAUUCUGGGUGUUCAAUAUGAAGUUGUGCACAUCAAGCAGUUGGUUGUUCAACAGAAUGCUUCAACCCUUAACAAAUCCUCAAUUAGCGAAAACGACCUCAUUGAUUUGUCAGGCGUAUCAUCUGAGCAGGUAUCUUGUCGCCCUCCAAAAUGA